GCGUAGCCGGAUGUAUGAGUAAGUAAAUGUAAAUCAUUAAUUCUCUACUGAGAGCGGACGUUCAGUAAUGGGACCCAAGUGAGAGAGCAGCGGCUAGCAAUCACUCUCCAGGCAGCAAGUUGGUUAUGACAGAUGUGGAGGAUGAGUUCUUGCUCAGAGAUCUGUGGGUCGGAGCAUGCUGAGCAGGUGCACAGUACUGCUGAGAGCAACUAUCGGCGCUAUGGGGUUCGAUCGUACUUGCAUCAGUUCUACGAGAACUGCACCGCUUCAAUCUGGGAAUAUGACGAAGAUUUUCAGAUUCAGAGAUCACCAAGCAGGUGGAGCUCUGUUCUCUGGAAGGUCGGACUCAUAACUGGUUCUGUCAUUCUGCUAGUUGGCUUGAUAGUAAUUGCAGUUGGCUACACUGUCCCACCAAAAAUUGAAGCAUUCGGGGAAGAUGCAUUGCUUUUUGUGGAUGUCCAUGCAGUGCAAUUUAACAAAGCUCUCAACAUCUGCAAGCUAGCGGGCGCCAUUUUGUUUUGCAUCGGAGGAACAAUGAUGGCAGCAUGUCUGCUGAUAUUUGCUUUUGCCAAGAGUUAUUCGAAAGAGGAGCAAUACCUGCAGCAGAAAUUCAAAGAGAGAAUAGUGGAAUUGCAAGCUUCUGCCCAUCCAAUUACAAAGGCUCUGACUCCUGGAGAGUGUAAAAUACCAGUCACUCUGUCAAAAGUGCAAAAUGUUCAACCCUCUUCUGAAACCUGACAUUAAAUGUUCACAUUCCCCUUGAAUUUGUUCACUAAACGUCAGCUCCCUUGAUGAAGCAGAAAAUAACACACACUUGCAUAAAAAAGCAUAAUCUAAAAAAACUAUAGUCAAAUAAAUAAAUGUAGAAUUCUAGUACGGGCCGUUUGUGUGUCUUUUUACCCCACUUAGACCCUUAGUCACUCCUUGUUUCAUAGUGUUGUACCUAAAAUGUUAUCUAUUGAUUGGACUGAGGGUGCUGUAUUUGAUGCAUGUGUUUUUCCCCACACAGAAUUUUGCUUUCCUUGAAGAGAGGUCUUGGUAGACAUCACUGUAUAAACUCGUUUUUUGGUGGAUAAAAUAAAAAACACAUAUCCCACCUAGUUGUUCUGAAUGGAAAGUCAAUAAUAUUUGAAAUACCACUGCACUUAGUUGGACAGACAAGCUUACUAUAAUUAUUGCCACAAAUCUGACGAGGAUAAUUACUGAUGCCAGUGUAUGUGAAAGCAAGUAGCCUGAGUUGGGUAAACCAAAGACCAAAUGCCUCAACCCAGUCAUUCUGCAUUUAUUAUUCUUUCCUACUACUUAUCGUUGAGUAUCAUGUAUGUAUUCAUAUUUUUUAUUUGAUUACAAAGUGUUUCCCUUUGAACCCUACCUAAAUAGUGCUGCAGACAAAGCAUGAAAAAUUGUGGAAAAUUAACUAUAGCUCUUUAAUAAUUGAGGUCAUUUAUUAAAUCCAAUGAUGUUCAUUUUUCUUAAAUUUAAAACAUAAAAAAAACAAUAGUCUGAAAUGACAAAAACGCUGCACUGCCAGAAAUUGCGGAAGAAGCCUAAUAUUGAGGAAUCUGCAAUUUCUGCAAUAUCGCGAAUUAAGUAGGGCCCUAGUUAUACCUUAAUUUGUGUAAAAAAUGAAGUGCUCAUUGAGAAUUAUGGUGUGAAUGGGAGCAAUGACCAUUUUGUCUGAUAACAGUGAAUGUCUGCUACAAUAAAGAAACAAGGUAUUUAAAUUUGAAUAUAGGUAUUUAUUUUAAUGUGACAGAAUUCGCAUUCUUGACAAAAUAUACUUUGACAUGUUUGUGUAAAAGCCAAACUCACUGGUGAAAAUGUUUAUGUUUCUAUAUGUAUAAGCAACCAUUAAAAAAAUGAAUAAACCCUGUUUAUGAGUAAACCAGUUAAUUCUGCUGUCUUUUAAAGUGGCAUUGAGGGCUGUGAGGUUUUACUAUACAAAACCUUUCUCUGAUGAGAACUAUUUCUGCCUGUCAGCAUUCUACUAUCAAGAAAAUGAAACAAGCCGAAUGCAAGGGGUAUACAGUUUGUUUACACACACAUUUAGGGUAUGCAAGGUUUCAGUUGUUGAUAGAUUGCACAGUACUUACCAUCAAAGCAACUUUCCAACUCUGAUCUUUUCAUACUUUUUUUUACUGGUUUAUGUUAAAAUAUACAACGUCAAGCAACUUUAAAACCACCCUUUGUCAUUUGUAUGGCGCUGUAAACCAAAAUUCUCUCUGUGAUAUCUUCUGGUUGGCUAAGUGGAAUUAAGCUCAUUAAUUACUUAACUGUUAUAACAUAUGCUUAUGAUAAUUGUUUAAAUGACACCUACGGGUUUCCUGGAUGACAUGCAGUUCAUGCUGAAGCAGCAGGCAGCAUUAAAACAAUAUACAGAUAAUACUGUUGUUGAAAAUGUAACUGACAGUGGGUUAUAAUCCCAGUGAUUAUUGUUCACAGCUGAUAACUUUUCUCAUCAAAGGCACGAUAGUUUUCUACAUUCCAAAUAUUUGAUAGAUUUCGGAUAUUUCUUCAAUCAGUUUUCUUGUCUGUAUAAUUUGCAAUGAAUCAUUUAUUUUAUGAGGUUUGUGGAAAUAAUGUUUUUCUAUAGAACAUUGCUGGAGGAUCAACUAUAGUGAGGUCUGUAAUGGAUCACCUUAUUUCAGACCGCUAAUAAAAAAUGAAAGGAAACAGUAUAAUGGUAUAAGGGGUGUUCAGAUAAGAAAACAAUCAAUCUAAAAAUAGUUAUACUGCAAUUGAUAGAGAGGAUUUUAUCAAAGUUCUAAUUUAAUUUGAUAUCUGUCUUGGUGGCAAGCAGGGAUUGCAAUCCCAUUUUAGGCUUCUAAAGGCUUUCCAAAAAAAAAAGAUUGUUUGUGGGCUAAAUGAUUUUUACUGAGAUCUUUAAUGAGCUUCUUUCCCUGUUAAUUAUAGAGUAACCAUAAGGAGAAAACAUUAUUUUCUAAAAAGAAAAUGGCAUUUCUAAAAUCUAUUUAACAUACAUGUGUAACUGUAUUCAUUUUCUUGAAUUGUGGACAAUGCUGGUAGAAGUAAUUAUAUUUUCUGCUGUGUAAACCUGUUGGUUGACCUUCAAUUAUAUUUUUAUAGUAGUUAGAGACUUUUCCAUGUGUGGGAUGUGCUAAUUGAAUAUGCCCUUUUCUUAGAGGUGUAUAAAUGUAAUCUUUUCUUUAAAUAUAUUCAAUGAUGGUUGUGCAGUCGUAUUUUUCUAAGUAAUGUGAAAGAAACUAAGUUCAUGAAGCCAAGAUUUAUUCCUCUCUUAACUGAGAUUAAACCUUAAAUGUAUUAAAAUUUAGAUUCUUAGAUAAUCAGAUUAUUUUAAUUCACAGUUGUGACUCAAGAUAGUUUUGUCUAUU
Messenger RNA from Polyodon spathula (Mississippi paddlefish), 3353 nucleotides. RefSeq names its product neurensin 1 (gene nrsn1). The record is from RefSeq and is a predicted model, not a curated record. Gene Ontology annotation, cellular component: transport vesicle; neuron projection; neuronal cell body. Gene Ontology annotation, biological process: nervous system development. The transcript is spliced from 3 exons. The coding region runs from base 133 to 738 and encodes 201 amino acids. Lineage: Eukaryota; Metazoa; Chordata; Actinopteri; Acipenseriformes; Polyodontidae.